Molecule: messenger RNA, 26602 nt
Organism: Pelobates cultripes (western spadefoot toad)
Lineage: Eukaryota; Metazoa; Chordata; Amphibia; Anura; Pelobatidae
Source: the annotation of a GenBank genome assembly
AUCUGAAGGUCAAAGGUUGCCUGUAUGUGGUGACGUUUCACAUAGAGCGGAAGUUGUGAGCUUGUUUUUUUGGAUCUCACCGGUCCCUUCGUUACGCUGGGGGUUUAUUCGGUGUCUGAUUCCCUGGGACUCCUCCAAUAGCAGGAAAGCAGAGCCAGCAGCGGGGAAGCUCCCUGGAGACCGUGGGAAGGCCAUAGGAUCCCCCAGCUGGGGGCUGAUUUCACAAGGGGUACUAUAACCACUGCACACCACACUGUAACAGGGCCAGGCUCUAAUGGGGGAGGCUCUCAGGAACUCAAACCUUUCAUUGAUUUAUUUCUAAACCCAAAAUAACCACACACAAAAAAAAAAAAAAAAUGUUGGACCAUGUUUACAAUUUUGCCUUAAAAUUUAGAAAAUUGACUUAGAAUUUUUUGUAUUACUGUAUUUGUAAAACGCAAACAAAUUCCGUAGUGCUGUACAAUAGGUGGACGAACAGACAUGUAGGAUUUUUUUGUAUUACUGUAUUUGUAAAACGCCAACAAAUUCCGUAGCGCUGUACAAUAGGUGGACGAACAGACAUGUAGGAUUUUUUUGUAUUACUGUAUUUGUAAAACGCCAACAAAUUCCGUAGUGCUGUACAAUAGGUGGACUAACAGACAGGUAGAAUUUCUUUGUAUUACUGUAUUUGGAAAACGCCAACAAAUUCCGUAGCGCUGUACAAUAGGUGGACUAACAGACAGGUAGAAUUUCUUUGUAUUACUGUAUUUGGAAAACGCCAACAAAUUCCGUAGCGCUGUACAAUAGGUGGACUAACAGACAGGUAGAAUUUCUUUGUAUUACUGUAUUUGGAAAACGCCAACAAAUUCCGUAGCGCUGUACAAUAGGUGGACUAACAGACAGGUAGAAUUUCUUUGUAUUACUGUAUUUGGAAAACGCCAACAAAUUCCGUAGCGCUGUACAAUAGGUGGACUAACAGACAUGUAGAAUUUCUUUGUAUUACUGUAUUUGGAAAACGCCAACAAAUUCCGUAGCGCUGUACAAUAGGUGGACUAACAGACAUGUAUUCACAAUGAGAUGAGUUGGAUACACGGAAACGGGUGUUGAGGGUCCUGAUCAAACAAGCUUUAUAUGCUAGAGGGCGUGGGGGUAAAGGGGCACAAGAGGUAAGGGUAGGAUAGAAACAUAGAAUGUGACGGCAGAUAACUAUUCGGCCCAUCUAGUCUGCCCAAAUUUUCUAAAUACUUUUAUUAGUCCCUGGCCUUAUCUUAUAGUUAGGAUAGCCUUAUGCCUAUCCCACGCAUGCUUAAACUCCUUUACUGUGUUAACCUCUACCACUUCAGCUGAAAGGCUAUUCCAUGCAUCCACAACCGUUGGUAAAGUAUUUUGUGUACGGAAAAAAGUAGAUUGGAAUGGUUUACAGUUGUGGGGUUUGUCGUUUAGAUGAUACGUUUAGCAGAGGUGCGGGUAAGGAAAGCUUUUAACAGUUUAAUUGAAUUCUCCAUGAUUCACACUUUAGUGAAUAAACCUUAUUAUUCUCAAAUGUCUUAUUGGUUAACGCCUCAAAACCUCCUGCUAUAUUGUCCCUUUUACUUACCAUAUGUCUACACUUUUCAAUAUUUACUCUGCUGUUGUAAUGGAAAAAUAGAUGAAGCUAUUGGGUUUUAUUCCAGCUAAUUAAGGUUAUUUCUUACAAAAUAGUAAGUGCGUAUACUAAGUGGAUUUAUAGAACAUUUUUGAGACCUGUGGAAUAUGUUGGUAGUUUAUGCUUCAGGGAAAAUUGUAUAUUUAUUUACUCACAUUUUUAACAAAUAUACAUUUGGUGAAAAAUAGACUUAAAGGGGCAUUCUGAUUGUUAAAAAUAAAUUUUUGCAAUACUAGAGCCUGCCUUAUUUAACUUUUAGAUCUGGGGUGUAUCUUUUACAUAAGUGGAAAAAGAAAUUGUUUUUAAAAGCAGUUAAACUUGACUAUGAACCAGCUGUGAUGCUGUUGCUCAUCCCUCUAUAAGAUCAUGAAUUAUGAUUUCUAUCCAAUUUUCUGCCUAGAAAAUUUACAAUGCAUUCGUAGGGGACCUUCAACACGUGCGCACCAAUCACCCUUUUCCAACAAUCCAUUGGUUCCCCUAGAGAAGAAUUUAAUCCAAUAUUUUGCAUAGAGAAGCUGUAGAGAGUGUGUGAUGAUGCCACAGGUCUUAAGGAGGAAGUGCCUCUAGUGACUGCCGCCAGAGGGUUGUUCUUGGACAGAUGUAAACAUUGCCUUUUGUCAGCAACAGUAUUUUUUUUAUUGCCUAAAAAAGGGACAGAAUUCACGUACAAAAAAUAAUAUAUUAACAUGGAGUAAUUUUGUUACUAGACGCACCCCUUUAAAAUGUAGAAAUCCACACUCUCUUAUCCUGCAACUUGGCUCCUUGUCAAUCCUUAUCAUGAUCUCUGACCUGUUUACCUGGUCGUCAGCGUAAAGAAAGUAUACGGAAAAGAGGAGAAAUUAAAAACUGUUUCUAGUUCUUCUCUACAUUUGCAUUGAUUGCCCUGCCUAAAUUGAACUGGAUUGUAAUUUGCCUUAUAUUCUUAGUUAUGUUCCCUUAUCUCCAAUUACAUUAAUCCAUUCCUAUAAUCUGGUGCCCCUGCUAUUUUCCCUCAUUGCCUCCCAGUCUCAUAACCAACUCACUACAACCCCUGAAUCCCCUCAACAAUAUCCAGCCCUAUAAAUCCCAGCACCAAUUGCAUUACCUCAUAUUUCUCAUCAUUAACCCAUUACAUUACCUCAUAUUUCUCAUCAUUAACCCAUUACAUUACCUCAUUACUGUAGCCCCAGUCAAUGCCUCAACAUCAUACUUGUAAUCUCCUCAUCAAGAAUGAAAUGGUAAAUUUAUGACAUCAUCUCCCUGUUUGCUCCCUCAUCAAGUACAGCAUGGCACUGUGAUGGAGCAGUGUCAGACUGUGUACCAGAAAAUGCACCCAGCCUGUCUGUCAUUGCUUCCUUGCUAUACAACUACAAAGGGACUGUGACAGCUCAUGUGGGUUCACAGAAAGGGACUUUUGGAAGAUCCUAGUGAGCAGUCUCUCAGUACACUUAUUUGUGCCUCAACACUAGUAUUAGUUGACUUGGAGGUAGGUCUGAAUAUUUUUUUUUUCUCUUUACCUUCGGUUGAUUGAGAUGAGGCAGUCUCUAGAAGCAACAUGGGGCAUAAAAGUAUAUAGUGUACAGAGGAAAGACCAAUGUAUUUUAGUUUUUUUAUUUGUAUAUGUGAAAUUCAUUGUCAAGACUUUUUUGAUUCUAUCUAUCUAUCGAUCAUGAUACUUUGGAGAGAGUUCAGAGAAGGGCUACUAAACUGGUUCAUGGAUUGGAGGAUAAAACUUACCAGGAAAAGUUAAAGGAACUUUACAUGUAUAGCUUGGAGGGAUAGGAUAGAAACGUUUAAAUACAUAAAGCACAAUAAAGGAGGAGACUAUAUUUAAAAGAAGAAAAACUACCACACCAAGACCGUCUUAAAUUAGGGCACAGGUUUAAAAAUUGCAGGAGGUAUUACUUUACUGAGAGUGUUGUGGAUGCAUGGAAUAACCUUCCAGUGGUAGAGGUUAACACAUUGUAGGAGUUUAAAGGACCACUAUAGUGCCAGGAAAACAUACUCGUUUUCCUGGCACUAUAGAGCCCUGAGGGUGCCCCCACCCUCAGGGUCCCCGUCCCGCCGGGCUCUGGAGAGAGGAAGGGGUUAAAAUCUUACCUUUCUCCAGCGCCGGGCGGGGAGCUUUCCUCCUCCUCCUCUCCUCCUUCCUAGCGAUGUCAUCGGCUGAAUGCGCAUGCGCGGCAGGAGUCGCACGCACAUUCAGCCAGUUCAUAGGAAAGCAUUUCACAGUGAGAAGCACGCAAGCGCCUCUAGCGGCUGUCAAUGAGAUAGCCACUAGAGGCUGGAUUAACCCUCAGUGUAAACAUAGGAGUUUCUCUGAAACUAUGUUUAUAAAAAAAUAAAAUAAAUUAAACUGAAGUGGUCUGGGUGCCUGUAGUGGUCCUUUUAGCCAAAUGGUUCUUAUCUGCCGUCACAUCCUAUGUUUCUAUCAUCUUUUGUAUAUGUCAUGCUUGUUGUUGCGAUAACUGAUUACAGAUUCUCUAUAUGUACCCCAUUAAUCAUGUUCUCUUGUUAUUCACUAACUAGCACAGACUUUGCUUUGAGUCUUCGGAGUAAAAUGGAAAUACAUAUAGCAGACACUUCAACUACAUGUUUUUUUGUUGUUGUUACAGGUUGAGUGAAACUAUAGGCGUUCAAGAUGGUUUUGGCAGAUUUAGGAAGAAAAAUCACAUCAGCACUGCGCUCAUUGAGCAAUGCUACAAUCAUUAAUGAAGAGGUAAGGUGAUAUGUUAGAGUAUUCCUUGAAGUGUUCAGAUUCACGCCUCCCUAUCAUACAUGGAUAUAUAGUAAGCAGCAACAAACCGUUUAUUUCAGGCCAUCAUUGUUUACUCCUUUAAUCCAAAUGUAAUUUCACCUGCUGUUCACACUGUCCAAUAUUGAUUUUGACAUUUUUUAUUUCUUUUACACAUAUUUCUUGCUUAGUAAAUCACUGUAGCUUUAAUCAUCGUAUCCUCGUGUGUCUUUUAUUUAUGUUUUUACACAUGGCACCAUAGGUUAGCCAUAAUUCUUUGACAUGUAAAGAAAAGGCAUAAUAUAUCAAGGCCUUUUCAAAUGUGUGUAUGUUUUAGGUUCUCGGUGCUAUGCUGAAAGAAGUCUGUGCGGCUCUACUAGAAGCUGAUGUGAACAUUAAACUUGUAAAGCAGCUAAGAGAAAAUGUCAAGUAAGUUAAAUAUUAAAAUAACAUUUAUUUAGUAAGUUGGUUACUUACACUGGAUUAUUGUUUAUAUUGGAUUUUGAAGGGUAACUUUUACCAAAAUCACUGAUCAUAAUAGCAGAGUUUCACUCUGUUACAGCAGAAGCACCUCUAGUGGUGUCAGUAUGUGCAUGGUAAUCCUUCAAAGUAAAUCUUGAAUGUUUUACAUUGAGUUAAAACUACAUGGCCACUGCACCCCAACCACUUCAUUGAGAUGAAAUGGUCUGGGUGCAUUCAGCUUGUCUUUAAUAUAAAAUAAAAAAGUAGAUAGAAAGAUCAGAUGUAGCUAAUAUUAUUGCAAAUGGUAAGCGAUCAAAGUUAAUUCCCUAUGAAAAUGUGUUGAGAUGGAGAUAUAUAUAUAUAUAUAUAUAUAUAUAUAUAUAUAUGUAUAUGUGUUACAGUUAAAGUGAUAAAUCUGUCAAUGUGCACAUUGCCUAGUUAAUCUGCAGAUUAACUGAUUUGCCCCGUUAAAGUGCGGAAUCAAGAGUUUUCCGCACUUUACCAAGGUAAUGUGCACAUUAAAUGCUUCCGUAUAGUUAAAGUGCAAAAUGUUUGUUUCUUUCCCUCUGUAAAGAGGAAAUUAUUUAUUCCAAAAAUGUCUCGCAGAACCUGUUUCACCCUUUAAGUGCAGUCUCUGCAGAGUCGUUCACUUCUCGUCUGAAGGCGGAACGAUUCUGUGUGAACCUGUCUCGAUUCUUUUUGUGAGCAAGUUCCUUUCAAUGCCCUCCACCAUCAAAUUCUCAAAGCAUAGACGCAUGGUUUGUUGCUUCUCAGAGGGGGCUGGCUACUAACAAUGCUGCUGUGUAAGUCUGAGAAAUACUUCUCUCAUUGAGGAGAAUGAGACCAAGGAGAGGUCUGCUCAUGGACCACUGAUUCCGACAGUCUUCCAAUAUAAGAUGAUAUUGAGAACAGUAGCGAGCAUCUGCUGGGAUAAUUUCAGGGUGUUGCUGCAUAAUGUGUAGGAAGCUCUCGCUCUCUUGUGGUGGUUGGGGCUCCUCGUUUCUUACCAGUUCGGGGUAACUGUUUUAAGAAGUAUGUGACUGUGGUCCAGACAAGAACAGAACUGCUGCAUGUGCACACCAUGGUGUCCUCCAGAGCUGUGAGCCCCUCAAAGAUGGAGGACAGUAUGAUUUUUUUUUUUUGCACUUUAACGAGCGUCUAGUAGGUAAUGUGCAGAUUAUCUAGGUAAUGUGAGAAAUAUUUGAGAAACAAAAUCAUUUUCUGCACUUUAACAGAUCGCCCCAGGUAAUGUGCACAUUAACUGAUUUCUGCACUUUAACUGUAACAUUUAUUUAUUUAUUUAUUAUAAAGUCUUGUUUUGGAAGCUCUGUGCUCUCCCCAUCCCAGUUAUUUAUAUAUACACCAACGGGUUUCUAGAUGCUUUCGGAGUUGGAUCUGCUACAGGUGUCAGAAAAGACAGUGUUUGGAUUACUGAGACUGCAGGGACAGUCUCCACACCAUACUACAAACUGUAGUUGUUCGGGUGUUUUGAGUGUCCUUUGAAUACAAUAAAAUGUUAAAAUAAAACUUUAUACAAUGUAUCUUCAACAGUCUGUUAGACUCAUCCUGAAAUAUAAGCAUGGGGAAGUUAUAGAUGAAAAUGCUAGUAACCUAGCUUGACCGUUAUUCAGCACUGCAAGGCCAGUGUCCAUUGUACACUAACCAGAUUAAAUGAGAUAAAGUGGUUUAGGUGCUUAUAGUGUCCCUUUAAUCUACAACCCCUCAUAUACAUUAUGAGCACUCGUUAAAAAAGGUUGUUUGCCAUCAUUUAUUUUGCCUCAAUAUAUAUUCUUUUAAAUAUUUUAUUUAUUUAGUUAGUUUAGGAAAUGCCCUAUUUGUUUUCCAUUUUAUUUCUAAAGAGUUUUUUUUUUUUUUUUCUUUUGUGUAGGUCUGCUAUUGAUCUGGAAGAAAUGGCGUCUGGUUUGAAUAAGCGCAAGAUGAUCCAGCAUGCUGUCUUCAAAGAACUUGUCAAGGUAAACGACAAGUUUAAAAUAAUGUAUAUAUUCUUGAGGAAUCCUGUUGGCCUUCUUUUUAAUUUAAAGUAUGCAAGUUUCUUCACUCCUACAUAAGAUAACGGUCUUGUCAAUUGUUGACUUUUUGACUCUGAUAUGAGUUAUUCAUUUUUUUUUAUAGGUAUCUUACAAUGUGUGUGUGUAUAUAUAUGUAUAUUUCUACAGUAAGCCUUGUUAAGAAUAAAUCUCCUCUGUAUAUACUUCAAACAUGGAGUGGCCAACAGGAAUGUAUGUUCACGGCGUUCAAUAUGCUAAAUACCAGUUGGUAGGAGGGGAUCCCGCAGUAAAUCUGCACCUUUACAUUAGCUUUAUUGGCUGUCAAUCUGAAGGAACGCUAUCCAUCUGUGGUUAAACUACAAGUCCAAGAUGUUCAGCAAUCCUCCUAAAAGUAAAGGAGUAAUUCUAUGGCCGGCUGGACAUCACUGGAGUUGGUGUUCCACAGCAAUUGAGGAGCUAUAUUUUGGCUUCCAGUGAUCUGCAGGUGUUUUUAUUAAAGGUAAAGUGCAGCUGUAGUAUUAUGUUAGAUGUUGUGUACCCCUUUUAAGGCCAUGUUUGUCAAACUUUGAUAUCUGCUGUUUCUCGUGCUUGAUCAGUUAAUGUAGAGUUCUCCAUAGAUGACCAUGUUUGUCAAACUUUGAUAUCGGCUGUUUCUUGUGCCCGAUCAGUUAAUGUAGAGUUCUUCAUAGAUGACCAUGUUGUAAAAUUUCCAUAUGAGAAUAUUUGUGCCCCAUAACUGGUUUAUUAUUCUCCACAGCUAGUUGAUCCUGGGGUUAAAGCAUGGACUCCAACUAAAGGAAAACCAAAUGUCAUAAUGUUUGUGGGUUUACAAGGAAGUGGAAAAACAACCACAUGUUCAAAGGUAAGUGAAGAACAAGAUGGACCAAACGCUAGAUUAAUCUUUAUUAUGGUAUUUGUUUUUGCUUUUUAUCACUCAUCAACUGCAUAACAAAAUAAAUUCAAGGUUUCUAGUCCGUUAGUCGUGUAUAUGUAAAAGUACCAUUUUCUUUUGUCCCCUUACAGUAAAAAGACUUGCAGACAUUUCCAGUCCUGCUUACAUCAAAUCUGAGCAAACUUUUUCUCUGAACUAAUAUUUUUCAGACCUAGUUCUGAGAUUUCCAGGUUAAUUUGAGUUCAUCUAAUGGAUCUGUUGUAAAUUUUGUCUUACAGUUGGCAUAUUACUAUCAGAGGAAAGGUUGGAAGACAUGUUUGAUAUGUGCGGACACAUUCAGAGCAGGUUAGUUUUCAAUCUUUUGUUUUACUUUAUUUUAUGUAACACUGACGCCUGCUGAGAUUGGAUUUUCAGUUUGAGACAUUUAAAGGGUGAAUAGUGUACAUUUUUGUGAAAGAUGUCCUGGUUUAAACCUGCAAUGUGUGGAAUACUUUUAACUAAGUUUUGAAGUAAACACAUUUGUAAGUAUAGGGAUUAAAAUAAUAUCUGUCUUCUUUAAUCUGUCAGGAUUUGAUUUUGAUUUGUUUAUUAUUCUCAAAAAAGGAAACAUUUAUUAGCUGCUGCCAUUUGUCUCUCCUUCCAAUAAAUAUAAUUUGUCAUCAAAUUUUCAUCUUUCUUUUUUGCAAGUUUAUCACAUUUAAGGAAAGUUUAUUUUAAAUUACAAUGUAUUUUAAUUUUUAUGGAACUGAGCAGCCAUGUUGGGAGACACUAUUGUUAUCUGACCAACUGCUGCGCAGCCUAGCUUGCUUGCUGCUGCAAUUUCACGUAGAACAAUCACAGCAGCAGGUAAGGUAGGUGGAGCAGCAGUUGGUCAGAUAAGAGUCUGACUGAACAUGGCUGAUCAGCCAGAUGGAAAGUGAAAUUGUAUUAAAUCAAUAUACAUCAUGUAAAAAUCAUUAAGUUUCAUUCAAUGGAAUACACUUAAAAAAAAAAAAGAAAAGUGAUUUGAAAAUUGAGAUAGCCUUUAGCCUUCAUUAACAGGUGUCCUAAAAACCAUUAUACCAGAAUGAAACUUGCUUAAAAUGUGUAUAUAUUGUACCUGGUUUUCUUAAGAAUAUUCCCAGUGCUUAAUGAAUGGGUUACAACUUGUUUUUGUAGGAGCCUUUGAUCAGCUGAAACAGAAUGCAACCAAAGCUAGAAUCCCCUUCUACGGAAGGUAAGUCGAGACCUGUGCGAUUGGCUUCAAAUGCUCAAACAUGUGGUGACUGUGUGUCUUCUUUUAGUAACCAGAAAGACAGAGCAUCUGCUCGAUAACGAUAGCUUAUAGAACUUUCUACUCGAUAAUAUAUACAUUUACAGAGUUGUUUACUAAAGUGAAUUUCAAAUACAAGGUCCAAGUAGCCAAACUGACAAUCUUUUCUAAGUACGCUAUGUUUCGUGUGUGUGUGUGUGUGUGUGUAUGUGUAUAUAUAUAUAUAUAUAUAUAUAUAUAUAUAUAUAUAUAUAUAUAUAUAUAUGUAUGUGUAUAUAUAUAUAUAUUGUGGUCUUAAAUUUGAAAUUAAAAUAGAAUUACUUUGGAUUCUCACUUUAGUAAGUAAUCCUGUCAAAUUUGCUUAGUUUCAGCAAUAUGUUUGGUUAUAUAAUAAUAUAUAAUUUAUCACAUUGGUUAUUGUACAUUUUGGCACAUUUAUCUAUCUGCAUAACUGAUUUAAUUUGUAUAUUUUGUAUAAACCUUAUAAUUUCUCUGUUUCAUAUUAUUUAUACUCUUUUUAAAUUCUUUUUCAUGUUUAAGACCAUUGACUGGCAUGUCAGUAGUGAUUAACGCUGUGUUUAUUCACAGCUAGGUUUUGAAGGGGAAAAUAUAGGUUUAUCACUUACCAGCGCCAAUGUCUCUCAGCUCUAGCUCAGGCUCUGCCUUCGCUCCUCCUCUUCCGUCAGCUGGCGGGGCACCUAAUAUGCAUGCGCAGUGAUUGUAUAAUGCUUUCCUAUAGGGUUUUGAGUGACGCUGGAGGUCCAGCGUCCGUAAUGCGACCAUAAAUUGCCUAGCCACCUGGAAGACCCUCUACAGGCUGUUUGGUAGACACAGCCACUAGAGGUGGAGUUAUCCCUGCAAGGUCAUUAUUGCAGUUUAUCAAAAUGAAUUACAAUUACAGCAUUAAACGGCCUAGGACACUGUACCCAGACUACUUCCAUGAGUUGAAGGGAUCUGCGUGCCUAUAGUGUCCCUCCUCACAUUAUAACUACUACAGUGGGCUGUAGUGGUUAUGAUGCUUAAGGUACAUUUUUAAUGCAUUAUGGCAUCAGUCAAUAUUUGUACACUGAAACAACAUUCUCUCUCCGUCCAGUUACACAGAAAUGGAUCCUGUCAAUAUUGCAUAUGAAGGUGUGGAGAAAUUUAAAAAUGAGAAUUUUGAGAUUAUCAUUGUGGACACAAGUGGGCGACACAAACAAGAAGAUUCUCUGUUUGAAGAAAUGUUACAAGUUUCCAAUGCUGUGGUAAGUUUGUUGUGAAAGGGCAAAAAAUAGAUAAUCCGUUAAAUUUGGGGAAUCUAGAAAGCAGUAAAGGUUAGUCUCAAUGAUAAAGAAUGUUAAAUCUCAUGAUAAACUCCGUUAUACAUCCCUAACCAGAAUUUAGUAAAUACUGUUUACCAGUCAUGGCUUCAUACAAGCACCAUGGUGCGGCAUAAAAUAUUUUAUUAAAUUUUAUCUGUAUGCAGUUAGACCUCAUAUUGUAAUUUUUUUUUUAUGGCUGGCAUCCAUUUUUGGUAGAUUCCACUAAAUGUCAUUGAUUGAGGGUUUGUGGGAUCCUUGACUCCACAUCGCCCGGUGAUAGGCUGAGCGAGCUCAGCUGUCCGUUUUGGGUUAUCACUUUCUCCCAGCAAUGCAGAAACGAUAGCCAGAGCAGCAAAGAGGAUGCAGAACAAGGUUGGCUGGAGACACUCAUUCAGUGUCAACUAGUUCAAAAACAGCCAGGUACCAUAAGCACUUCAUUAUGAAUAAGGCUGUGUUGCCUGGAGUAUCAUUUUUCUUUUUUUCUUUUUUUUUCAUUUGACAAUUUUUAUUUUCUUGGUCAACCAUGGGGUACAGAAGACAGAGAGGGAGGGUUAGGGGUUACUUUCAUUACUUCAUAGCUUUGAUUAUUACAUUGCAAUUAUGAUACAUGUCUAUUUGCCAGUAUGUUCUGCAUCUGGAGAGGACAUAUUACUAACACAACUUUCGUUCAGUUGCGACCAUGUUCGCACCUACUGCCUCUACCGUCUGCCUGAGACUCUGUUAUGUGAGUCUUCUUUCUCUUGAAUGGGUUAGUAAUAAAUUAGGGGGGUAUAUGGGGUAGGGUUACAGAAUGAAAAGAGGGGGGGGGGGUAUAUAACAAGUUUCACGCUAAACCACAGAGAUUGCUUCCUACCAUGCCACCCCUGUUGUUCGGCCUUGCUCGUUCCUGUUAUAUUUCUUAUUUUGUGUUGUGAGAUAUUUUGUAGCCAUGUCUGAGUGGCUUGUGAUUGGUCUUGGUGUCUUCCUGUGGUAGCGCUUGGUGUCUAACGACACAACUAUGUACAUUGUGGGUGUCCACUUCUCUGUCCCACUCCCAUACGGGCUAUUGUCGUGAGCUUUUGAACUUGGUCCAGUUGCACCUCUCUCGCCCUGUGUUGGUCUGGUAGCCUACUUAUGCGACUUACAGUGCUUCACUACUUCCCGGUUCCCCUCCUCUGCCUUCUAAGAAUAUUUCCCACCCUUGUUUGGCUACAGUUUUGUGAUCUUGUAUCUUAUGUCCUGCAUGUAUUCUUGUCUCAUAUUCUAGAUUCGUAGUGACUUGUCUGAUCUCUGUCUCUAUACCCGGGGUUUCAGUCUGUUUCCACGCCUUUGCAAUGUGUAGGUUCGUUGCUAUUAAUAUGUGGAACAUUAAAAAUGCUUGGGUUUUGGUGAAUUGUUCUAGGGUCAUGAAAAGGAGUCCGCACUCGGGUUCAAGCUUCACUGUUUGGUGUAUAGUAUUUGAGAUUAUGUUGCCUACUCCUGCCCAAUAAGCGGCGAUGCGGGGUCAAGUCCACCAUAUGUGGUACAUCGUGCCCUUCCCCUUCCCACACCUACAACAGCUCGUAGAUGUUUUGAGGAUAUAUAGUUGCUAGCCUAGCUGGUACCAUGUACCACCUAUACUGUAUUUUGCGCAUCAGCUCUAAGUGGGAAGCGCAUCUGGAUCUGCCCUUGUGUGCUAUGAAUGCAUUCUGCCAUAGUUCUGUUUGCAAUGUCUUCCCUAUGUCUACUUGCCAUGCCUCCUGGAACCUCUCCUGUUCCCUGUCAAGUGGGUCAUUCAGUAACCUGCAUAGGCAAGAGAUCAUUUUUUUCGAUAUUGUUCUGGCUACGCAUUUUCGUUCUAUGUUCCUUGCUUUCCUGGGUGUAACUUCUCCUGUGUCAUUCUUUAGGAGUGAUUUGAGUUGUAGAUACAAGAAUAUUGAGUAAGGUGGCAGACUGUACCGGCUCUGGAGGUCCGGAAAUUGCAUUAGGGUGUCGUUAUGGUAUAGGUGUUUGAUCAGUGUGCAGCCUCCUCUUUCCCAUGGCCUGUAGUCGAAUGUAGGGUUGGUAAUGUGUAUGCUCUGUAUUGGGGCCACUAGGGACCAUGAUUUAGUGUAGCCCAGUUGGGGUUUGGCUGCGUCCCACGUUCUCAACAAUAGAGACGUGGUGUCAGGCAUUCCUAUUAUUUUAGGGCGUAAUUGUGAGGUAUCCAGAAUAGAUGGUGUAGGCCUUUCGGGCAUGUCUACAUCGAUUCUAUGUCUACCCAUCGUGGUCUGUCCUCCCCCUUAUGAGCUAGCACCGCCGUGGCCAAAAGGGUCACUUUGUAAUAUGUGCCCAUUUAGGUAGUCCUAGUCCCCCUUCUGUCACCGGUCUGCUCAGUAUUUUCGUUGUUACUCAUAUUUUACGAUUCGCCUAUAUGAAUCUGUUCAGGGUUUGUUGGAGUUUUUGUAGGAAUAUUUUGGGUAUAUGGAUCUGUAAUGUGCGUAAUAGGUAUUGGAGUUUGGGCAUCACUAUAAUUUUGACGGCUGCUAUCCUUCCCACCCAGGACAGGUAUUUGUCCUCCCAUGUUUGUAAAGUGUCAGCUAUGUCUCUCAUUAGUCUUCUGUAAUUGUGUUCAUGGAGACCGGCUAUGGUCUUAGUUAUCCGCAGGCCCAGGAAGGUGAGGUAGUCAUCCCUCCAAUCCAGGGGGAAUGUGGCUCUCAGUUGGGCUAUUGUGUGGCCUGGCACUCCUACUCCCAUUGCCUGCGUCUUUGCGACAUUCAGCUUAUAAUAUGACUGGUCACCAUACAAGCGGAUUUUGCUCAAGAGGUUUGGCAGCGACAUUUGGGGUUGUGCAAGUGUGAGCAGAAUGUCGUCCGCAAAAAGAUUAGCUUUAUAUUCUUUUCCACUCACUCGCACGCCGUGAAUGGAAGUGUUCACUCUGAUUUUAAUUGCUAGGGGCUCCAGUGCCAACACAUAGAAUAAGGGGGAGAGGGGGCAUCCCUGUCUUGUCCCAUUGGUGAGUUUAAAGGGGCUUGACAGGAUCCCAGAGUUCAACACCUGUACCGUUGGUGCGCUGUAUAAGGCCUUUAUCACUGCCACUAUCGUGUCUGGGAUUCUGAACCUCCCCAGAACCGCCUGUAGGAAUCCCCAGUGCAGACGGUCGAAGGCCUUUUCUGCAUCUAGGGAAACCAAUAUCCCCCCCCCCCCACCUUGUGUGUGUAUCCUAUGUGUGCCAAUAAGAUUUCCUUGGGGAGAGACUGGGUGGCUAUUGCUUCGUUAAAGGUUUUGACCAGGUGAGGUGCCAGGGCCUCCCUAAAUUUUUUUAUAGUAUGUGUUGUUGAGGCCAUCUGGGACCGGGGACUUCCCGUUUGGCAGUGAGUUUAUCGUGUCUAUCAUUUCCUGGGCUUUUAUCAGGUUAUUAAGUGUGUCUUGUUGCGUUUGCGUCCGUGUUGGAAGCUGAACUCCGUCCAGGUAAUCUGCUAUUCCCUUUUCGUCUGGUUGCCUAGUGGUAGUGUCGUCUUUGAGGUUGUACAGAUCUGAGUAAUAUCGGGCAAAUACGUCGCUAAUGUCUUUUGGGGUUGAAGCCUUUGUCCCCGUGUGAUCUAUUAAGUGUGGUAUUUUUUGGUUAGCCUGUUUAAGUUUUAGGCGGUGUGCUAGUAGCUUGCUGGCUUUGUUGCCCUGUACAUAGUGUGUUGCUUUUAGUUUGGUCAUGUGCAUGUUAACCUGAUCUAAAGCUUGCUGGUGUAUAAGUCUUGUUAGUUGGAUUAUGCGGUGUUUCGCUGUUGUUGUCGGUGAGAUUUGGUUUUGCAUAUUUAAAUCAUAUAGUUCACGUUGCAAUUCCUUAAGUUUUGUUUGUGUGGUCUUUUUAAGAACGCUGCUCUCCUAAUCAGUAGGCCUCUUAUCACUGCCUUAUGGGCUUGUCACUCCGUGGUUGCCGUCACUUCCCCUGUGUCAUUGCUUCUGAAGUAUGCUCUCAACUGUGCUCUGAGUUCCUCUGUAAAGCUCUUAUCAUGUAGCAGGGAGUCAUUUAUUUUCCAAGGGCUACGGUGUCUAAAAAUUGUAAAUGUCCUUAAGCUCUAGUAGCACUGGUGCGUGGUCUGACCAUGUUAUUUGGCCGAUUUCACAUGAGUGUAAUUGGUUCAGAUGGAAGCCCGAUAUUACGAGGCUGUCUAUCCUGGAGUAGGAGUUGUGCACUGAUGAGUAAUGUGUGUACGCUCUUUCGCUAGGGUGUGUAAUGCUCCAUGUGUCAUAAAAGUGAUACGUGUGUAGGAGUUUUUGUAUGGUUUUGCUUUGUCUUUUCAAGGGGCGGUGUCUGCGGCUUUGUUGGGGCAGUGUAGUGUCAAGUUUAGGGUCUAGGACGUGGUUAAAGUCCCCGCAGAGUACUGUAAUGCCUUGCUGUAUAUUCGCUAUUUUUUUGGAGGAUUUUAUGUAGGAAAUUCCUUUGGUUAGUGUUGGGCGAGUAUAUGUUUGCUAUCACAAUGACAUAUCUGCCGUUAGUGUCUAUGUCUUGGGAAUGGAGUGAGAAUUUGACAUCUCUGCUUAUUAGGAUGGAAGCUCCUUUUGAUUUCGUGCAAGAGGUGUAGUGGAAUUGGUGUGGGAAGUCGCUAAGCAGUAUCUUGGAAAAAGUCGUCUGUCCGGUAGUGGGUCUCUUGUAGUCAAAGUAUGUCAGUGCGUGAGGCAGGUCUCGGGCGAGAAGGUGCCUCUUUGCAGGGACGUUCAGUCCCCUCACGUUAUAUGUACAUAUCUUCACGGUGGUUGUCGUGUGCGAAUUUACGUGUGUGUCAUUGAAUUACAUACUGAUGCGACGGCCCCUGCUCUUCCCAGCCGCGUCAAGCCGAGCAGUGGAUUCCUCAGUACUCUUGUAGACUGUCCCUUGAGUGUGGUGGGAGGGUGUGUAUAUUGUCUAGUGUUUUCCUUUUGUAACUUGCUGUAUAUAAGUGGUAUGGGGCCACCCACAUGCCCCGUUAUGUGUUCUUCAACAUCCUUGCAAUAAACAUAACAUUUAAUACAUAACCAAAAAUAUACUCUAAUGAAAGUAUUUACAUUAACUAUUACUAUGGUUGCCAAAAGUAUGGCUAGGCACUGCUUGUAUAUGCCGUGGGGGUUGAGGUUUUGCCUCACAUCCUGGGGGAGCUCUCUCCCUCGAGUGCUUCCUAAGUAUUGUCUGAUGAUUUUAAUCCUUCUAUUUUAGUCUCUAUCUUCAUAGUCUACUGGCUUCUCUUGUGUGCUUUGGUACUCGCUAUUUAAGCCCUGAUUCAGGUUUUUUGUUUCCCAGUGUGUAUUUGUUCUCAUGGGCCUAGGAGGUUUUCCUGCCUGUCCCUUUUUCACCUGGAUCCCCCCAAUUUUCCCCUCCUGCCCCUCCCGCUGGAGCCCCAUAUCUUGGGUUGUUUUUUUAAGUGACUUUUAUGCGGGUUUUGCAUGGUGAUGCGGUACUUGGGGCGAUAGGUCUCACCGUUGGUUAAGGCCGCCUGGGGAAGGGGUCUCUCUUAUGGUUGACUUAUUAUCCCUAGGUACAUUUUUACACACGCCUUCCCGUUAUCAUAACGGUACAUUACCCAACCGGUGUUUCCAUCUUUUUAGAUCUGCUGUUUUAGGGCUUUUUGUCUUGGUAGCUUGUGCUUGUUAGCGUCUCUCUUUUAUCUUUUUUUAAUUUUUCUCUAUUUCGGGGCGAUUCUGGCCACAACGUUGUCUGCGUUCGGGUUGGGUGGUGGUACAAUGUCCCAGGAUUUCAGAAUCCGUUCCCCUUCUUCUGGCGUGGCAAUCACCGUCGUCUUUCCUCCCCUUGUUACCAGUAUUUUUGUGGGGUAUCCCCAGCGAUACGGCAGUCUGUGGUCCCGCAGUGCUGUCGUGAUGGGUCUAAAAUCUCUCCUCCGCUUGAGGGUGUAGGCUGAGAUGUUCGCAAAUAUGGUGUGGCUUUUAUAUUCUGUUUUCCUGAUCUGUUCGCCGACAGAAUUGCCUCUUUUGCAUGAAAGUAGUGGAGUCGGAGGAGAACAUCACGCAGCAUUUCAGGAGGUAGGAAUUGGGGCCGUGCCGUGCGGUGGAUCCUGUCUAAGAGGAGCGUUUCCAAGGUCAGGUCAGGAGCCAGCUGCCUGAAUAGGCCUGUGACAUGUGCUGCAAGGUCCGCAGUGCUUACUGUCUCAGGAAUGCCCCUUAUGCGCAGGUUAUUCCUGCGUGUGCGGUCCUCCAUGUCCGCUAUCUUGAUGUCUUGGGCGAUCACUCUCCAUUUUGUCCGCCAGGAUAUUGUGAACUUCCGAAAUUUCCUCCAUUUUGUCCUCUAUAUGGGACGUUCUGUUUCCCAGGUCCUGCAUAUCUUUUCUGAGAUCCCUCAGUGCAGUGUCUAAUUUGUGGAGAAUUUUCUCUGACAUCCAUUUAGUAGGCCUUUCAUCAUACUGUGUAAGUGUAGGCUCUGCCUCUGGGGGCUGUGUAGCUGCCUCGUGGUCACUCUCAGUGCCAUCUUGGGCCUGUUCUGGCGGCUGCCAGUUCUUGCCGUGGCCAGCUCUGGAUGCAAAAAAAAUUGUUUUUUCGCUCUUCUCCGCCGCUCUCUUGUCCUUAGGCUGUGACAUAUUGGUGCUGGAUGGCGUUUUCUGUCCGUUUUACAGGGGUUAAUUGCUCAUAGGAAGCUGUCUCGAGCGGAGCUCUCAACACAUGCGACCGAUGCGAUCAUUGUCUAGGACACGCCCCCUGGAGUAUCACUUUUUUAAAGAACAAAUCAAAGUUUAGUAGCUCUUUAAGACCAAAUUAAAGGGAUCCUAUAAUGCCAGGAAAACAAACACGUUUUCCUGGCACUAUAGGGUUAAUAGGUUUUUUAUAGGGCAGGGCAGCUUUAACCAACACCUCCAAUCUCAUCUCAUUGAUUGGACUCCAGUUGGCUGACAUCUCACUCCAAUUAGCUCUUGGAGAUGUCAUUAGUCUAGGGGUUCACAUACUUUUUCCACCUGCACUGUGAAUGUUUACAUGGUGUGUUCAAUAAAAACAUGGCAACAUUUCAUUCUUUGUGUGUUAUUAGUUUAAGCAGACUGUGAUUGUCUAUUGUUGUGACUUAGAUGAUGAUCAGAUCACAUUUUAUGACCAAUUUGUGCAGAAAUCCAUAUCAUUCCAAAGGGUUCACAUACUUUUUCUUGCAACUGUAUAUAAUUCAUAUGUUGUCCAAUAUCUAAAAUGAAUAGGUGACAUUUAAAUGCAUUCUGUAUGUUUUGUUCUAAAUAAUUUUUACUUCUGAAAUCAAUACGAUUACCACAGUAGAUGUGUGCAUAUAUUCUGUGUGUGUGUGUGUGUGUGUGUCAGUGUCACCAAGAAGAGCAGGCAUGUAUGCUCACACCUAGUUUGUUUGAGGUUUAAGACAACUCCAGGUCCGUAUCAUUUGGCAGUGCUAGCAGAAUGUAACAACGAAUACCUACCCAAAGCAGAGCUUCUAAACUUCAUAUUUAAGGCAUGAUCAAUUAAAAACCUAUUUUGGCAUCUGCAGGCUUUCUAAAAAAUGUAGCAAAUACAAUUUUGCCCGCAUAUAUUUAAAUGCUGUAAAUCUAUCAGUAUGCAAAUUAAUCCAAAAUGUAAUUUAUUUAUUUGCAUUUCAGCAACCUGACAACAUUGUGUAUGUUAUGGAUGCCUCCAUUGGACAGGCCUGUGAAUCCCAAGCCAAAGCCUUCAAAGACAAAGUGGAUGUGGCCUCCGUUAUCGUAACCAAGCUAGACGGUCAUGCUAAAGGAGGUGGAGCACUCAGUGCGUAAGUAUGAGAAUUCUUUCUACUUUAAAAAGAAGAUUUUUCUUUUUAGUGAUACAGCUAGUCUAUCAUGGAGUUGCCUGCUAUAUGUGUGUUAAAGAUUUCCAUUCUGUUUCCCUACUACAGUCUUUUUAUUGGUUUUUACUCCACAGUGUUGCUGCCACAAAGAGUCCAAUCAUUUUCAUUGGAACUGGAGAACACAUAGAUGAUUUUGAACCUUUCAAAACACAGCCUUUCAUUAGCAAACUCCUUGGUAAGCAAUAUGUAUGCGGUUUUUUUUUUUUCUCGCUCUCGCUCUCUCGCGCUCUCUCUCUCUCUCUCAUAUAUUUUGGGCAUAUGGGCAAAUGGCAACUGUGUGGAAAAAGUGCUAAAAGUAGAAUAUUCAAGGACAGCAGUGUUGUGACAAUAACAUGUAGCACUUUGACAAGGACGUUAAGUGAACGGUCUGUUGAAAAGGUUUUGUUUUGAACAAUUUUUAGUAGCUCUACCCAGAAGAAAAUUUGCAUGUAUUUAUUUUUUUCUGCAUGAAUAUUUUUUAUUUUUUUAAGGGUAUGUAAGGGGAAAAACAGCUUGCCAAAGAUGCCAACCUGUUUCCUGCAGCCUUUGCAAACCCUCUUCUAUCACACAUGCACAGACUGAGAGUUUGCGCUGGGAAAUACACCAAUUAGAGGCUUCUCAUUGAGAAGCUUCUGUGCUGCUUUGAAGUGCACACACAUGCGAUUUUAGCUUUCCUAUGUUUCUCAAUGAGCUGUAGUACAGCUUAGUCAGAAGGAAGAAGGGGGUAGUUUCAAUCUCAAUGAUCUCUGCCAAUCUAAUGCUUUCCCAUAGGAAAGCACUGGGAGUGUUACGCAUGCGCUGCAAUACUCUGGGCUGCGCCAAUCGGCGUCUCCACUUCACUAGAAAGCACCUCUAGUGGCUGUCUGAGUGACUUCCACUAGAGGUGUUUUUACGCAGCAAUGUAAACACUGCCAGUGUUUUACAAUACUAAGACUGUAAGGGCGUGCUACAGUCCCCAGAACCACUACAUUAAGUUGUAGUGGUGCUGGUAAUAUUUUUUUUUAUUUUUAUUUUUUUAAUUCUAGAACAGUGGAGGGCAAUUGCAACACACUAAAGAUUUUAAGAGAAAUCCCAUGAUAUUGUGCAUGCAAGUUAUUAUAUAAGUAUUAUAAGCUUCUUCGAAUUCUUUAACAAUUGGUCUGAAAACCGUUGGAGACAUUGAGUGGUGGAGAGGAUUAGACCAAACUGGUCUUUAGACUUUCCGUUUUUAAUUUGAUUCUCCUGCCACACAACUAUGUAGAAUCUGCAACUGUGUAUUUGUUUGCAGUCAGUUUUCCAUGUAAAGGGUCUUCUUCUAUUGUUUUUUUUGUGUAAGUGCUAUCUCAUAGGCAUGUUACAUAAACAUCUGCCUAACACCCACAAGGUUACUCUAGUUACCAUACCAGUGAUCCUAUUCUUUUUAUGUAUUUGUGUCCGUUUAUGAAUAGCGUCUGAUAUGGUCACAAGAAAACGUUGAGGCAACGUGGGGACUUGUGUGACCUGUUUUUUUUGUUUUGUUUUUGGGCGGUAGGCUUAUAGCUGCAAAAAUCAUAGAUUAUGUUGUUUGAAAGAUCUCUUUAAUGAAAAAGCUAAUGUUUUAAAAAAAUAAAUAAAAAAAAUUCUAGUAAUGGCAGCAUAUACAAAGCGUUUGGGCAAUUUGAGGAUUUUCAUCAUGCAGUCCCUCCCAUUACUUGGAAGUCAAGUUGCUCAUGUGCUACAUUAUAUUUUACCUGUUGGGUGAGCCAGCUGGGUCAUGUUGCAUCAUUUUAGAUAGUUUAGGUGAGAUAUUCAGCUUUCUUCAUUUGCAGUUUGAGAUGAAUAGAACUUUAACCCUUUUUUGUUUUGUUUCUCAGGUAUGGGUGACAUUGAGGGUCUGAUAGACAAGGUAAAUGAAUUAAAGCUGGACGACAAUGAAGCCCUCAUAGAGAAACUGAAACAUGGUAAGUCGAUCUCCCAAAACAUUCUUCACAAAAGGUGCUUCAAUGGGCUAAGAAAAAAAAUGGUGGUAUUGGUUAGCAUCAUGCAAUUUAAAUGAAAUAACUUGUUCAUGAGCAUAGCUUUAACCCCUUAAGGACACAUGACAUGUCAUCAUUCCCUUUUAUUCCAGAAGUUUGGUCCUUAAGGGGUUAACCAUUAGGUUCCAAAUGAUAAUAGCAUAGUACACUAUUUGGCACUGUUGCAUGCUUGGUAACUAGGAAAACCUAUCUGAAAUGGAAUAUUCAGAUCUCUUCUAUAGCAUAGCAUACAUAGAGGAACGUGCUGUCCCAGUGUUUACAUACAUUGGAAUAGUUCUGCAAUUGCAUCUGAUUUGGAAUAUGCAUUUUAAAACCCCACCAAUAAUUGUACCCAUAAUCUUAUUGACUGUUCUAUUGAUGGCCAACCUAAGUUUCCUAAAUUAUUAUUCGACUAUAUUUCUGUUCACAAUCUUGGAUGUUGAUGAUGGGAGUAAGGGUGCCACAUUUUUAGACUAUGGCAUUUCUGUUUGACAUUUCGUUGGCUUGCUUGCAGCCUGCUGUUCAUCAUGUUUACUGUAAUAUUGAUUUUUAAAAUAUUCUUUCCUUUUCCUUUAGGUCAGUUCACACUGCGAGAUAUGUAUGAACAGUUUCAAAACAUCAUGAAAAUGGGUCCAUUUAGCCAGAUCUUGGUAAGUGCUUGGAAUAUCUAAACUGGGCUUUGUUUUGUCUAGUUUUCAUUAACAAAUUAGAUUAUUACUGCAGGGAGAGCAUAACAUAUAGUCUUAAUGCUGAAAAUAAAGGAACACUCCUCUAACCAAAUACAAUCUUUGGCUGUCACAUUUAUAGAUUUUAAGGGUAUGAUAUUGCCCAAUAGCAUAGAGUCAGAAGGUGAUUUAAAAAAUGCAAAACCUAGAAUUUAUUCUUUAACUUGAUACAGUGUCACACCUGCGUCACUGAUACAGUAAGGUAAUUUGUUAGUAAAAUGAUUGCGGUGUCUGUGUUCACAGGGAAUGAUUCCUGGAUUUGGGCAGGAUUUUAUGAGCAAAGGGAACGAACAGGAAUCCAUGGCUCGACUGAAGAAACUCAUGACCAUAAUGGACAGUAUGAAUGACCAAGGUAAAUUCUUACAGAAUAUAUUUAUUUAUAGAACUUGGCCUGAGACUAACUGAUAGGGAUCCUGCUGUCAGUGGGAUAACAACCUUUUAUGAGGUUAUUGAAUGUUCUUUUGUUUGACACACAUUUUUCUUUAGAAGGAGUUAAUUAUAAAAAAAAAAAUAAAAAAAAAAAAGAAGCCAAGUAAUGUGUAUCUAUAUCACACAAGCCACUUCUCUGACUUUUGCAUUGCAUGUAAUGACGGAGUACGAAACAUAUGAAAUACAUUUGUAGGCAUCAGAAAUGUUUAUUUCAACCAUCACAAUGCUCAUCUUAUGUUAAAGGACCACUAUAGUGCCAGGAAAACAUACUAUAGGGUCUCUAGGUCACCCCCACCCUCAGGGACCCCUUCCCGCCGGGCUCUAGGGAGUGGAAGGGGUUAAAUCUUACCUGUUUUCCCCUGCCAGGCUCCCUCGGCGCGGGGAAAUUUUCCUCCUCCUUUUUGCUGUCAUCGACUGAAUGCGCAUGCGCAUUCAGCCAGUCUAUAGGAAAGCAUUCUCAAUGCUUUCCUAUGGACGCUGGCGUCUUGUCACUGUGAAAAUCACAGUGAGAAGCGCGGAAGCGCCUCUAGCGGCUGUCCAUGAGACAGCCACUAGAGACUGGAUUAACCCAUAGGUAAACAUAGCAGUUUCUGUGAAACUGCUAUGUUUACAGCAGAAAGGGUUAAUCCUAGAUGGUCCUGGCACCCAGACCACUUCAUUAAGCUGAAGUGGUCUGGGUGCCUAUAGUGGUCCUUUAAUUAAUUUGUCAUUUAGAAGAAUCCUGUAAAAACAAAAUAAAUAAAAAGUUUUAGAUAUGAACAGUGAAGAUGCUUUUUUUUGCAGAGGACAUACUGUAUCAUCAGACACCUCAAAAUUGGAUUUAUUCUCAGAAUUCUGUGAAUUAAUCAACCCCUCUAGUUUUAAUCAUAUGCUUGACAUUGCGUGAGUUGAAGAGGUUGUAUUUUUAUUUAUUUUUUAAUAAUAAAUCCAGUAGAAAGCACAGUUUAAGAUUACGACCUUUUUGUUUCUGUUCAGAACUUGACAACACGGAUGGAGCCAAACUUUUCAGCAAACAGCCUGGAAGAAUACAGCGAGUAGCCAGGGGAUCUGGGGUAUCUACACGAGACGUCCAGGAACUGCUGGCACAGUAUACAAAGUUUGCUCAGAUGGUUAAAAAGAUGGGAGGAAUCAAGGGACUCUUCAAAGGUGAAAAUAAUUGUCUCUUCAGUAUAACACAGUGCUGUAAGGCUUUCUUGGUUGUAUGGUAAUAUCUGUGGAUAAAAGGCUAAAUAACGUUUCCCAUCUGUGAUUCCUGCAGGAACCAUUAGAUUAAUUUUGGGUCUGUAGACUAUGCUCCAUUUUAUUGUCUGUAAAAUAAUUUCUGAGUUCAUAAGCAAUCUACAUAGUCUGCAGUGUUGAAAAGUUACUAAUCCCAUGUAGCUAUAAUAAGAAGCUCCACCUCACCGACUAUCAAUGUUUGUAAUGUAUUGCUGGCAGGGCUGAAAGCACAUGUUACCUGACAAAGGACAGCUGCAAACACUUACUUAAUUCUAUUAAUUUUUUUUUUUCUCAUUCACAAUGUUGCAGUUUAGGUGGCUGAUUUGUUUACAUGGACGUGAGAAUGUGUGUUGCUUGUUCAGUAACUAGUCUGUCACAAUUCAGUCAUAACAUUAUUUUGCUUUAUUCUUUGAAAUUGUAGCCCUGUCAUCAUCGCUCCCCCCACCAUAGCUGACUUGGAGAAUUUUUCCAGUUCAGCUCAUUUGGUCUGAAAUGUAAAUCUUUAAAUUCCCAACAAUUGUCAUUAUACUCUAUAAUCUUGUAAGUGUUCUAAAACGGGCCUUUAAUUGUUAAUGUGAUGUUAUUUAAAAUAUCGCCGACUUGUUCAACAAGUAUAAUUUAAACCCACUGUAAGGUUAAGAAUGUUUUUUUUUUUUUUAAAUCCUAAAUUUCCAAACAUUUGGGGAAUCCAGGUUGUGUGACACAAUAGUCCACAAAAUAUCUAAAUGUAGAACUUUUUCAUUUGUAGGAGGUGAUAUGUCGAAAAAUGUAAAUCCAUCACAAAUGGCCAAACUGAACCAGCAAAUGGCUAAAAUGAUGGACCCCAGAGUAUUGCAGCACAUGGGUAAGUGUUACAUUGUAGGAUGGAGUCCCCCACCCCCCCACCACCCCUAUUUUUUUUUUCUUCUUUUAUGUACUGUAUAGUUAAUGCAUUCAAAUAUGCAAUAAAUAAGUUCUAAAAAGGUUUUGGGGUUUCCUGUAAACUCCUGGGAAUUUCUGUUUCUGCAGCAGACUUUGCAAAUCCUGUUGCUCCAAUAAAAGUGCUAAGCAUAUCAUGUAAAUCCUCUCACUAUAGAGGUUUAUGGCCGUUUUAGUUCAGUUGUCACUUUUCUCACAAAGUUGUAGACGCUGUAGUUUUCUUCAUUUAUUUAAUAAAAUAAACUCUAAACAUGAAAGGGUGUAAGACAUGGAGUGUAAGACUGUUUGUUUUUUUUGUUUUUUUUAUAAUCUAAUUUCGAGAUGUAAAACUUCCGUCACAAAUAUGCCUGGUGACAUUCAACUCCCAGAGUCCCCUGCUUUGUGGCAUCUCCACCUCAUCAUCAUAAACCUAACAUUAUCUAUUCUCUAUUGCUGCUGCAAUGCAUUAACUUGGCUCUCCCCAAGCUAAAAGGGUAGUCAGACUGGGAGGGCUAUAACUCUCUGCCAAGGCCAAAACGAUCAUCCCGGUUUGCUGCAUCUCUCAUGCAGAGAGAACUUGGCAGCAUUUCGCUUCUGGACUGCUCUUAUGGGUGGGGUCAGUGUGAUCUAGCUUUACUCUGUAAUGGCACACGUGAGCAAAAACUAGACCUGAGUGGAGAUUUACCGAAGGGAAAGCUAUUGAAUUUCUCUAAGCUUUUGUCCUUUCGCAUAUUUUUUUACAAUAUGCACCUAACAUGUUUGUGCCUGGAGUAACCCUUUAAUGGGGAUUUAUUGUGGAUCUACUUGCACUAGAUAGACACCACCCUUUCACACAGUAGUUUGCAUACUGUUUAUUUUCCGGUCUCUGAGCAAAGCUAGGAUAUGGGACCAUGUAGGGAGAAUUAAGUUCCUGUAAUAAGGGGUCUUUCCAUGAUAGAAGAAUGUAUUCUGUGCAAAUAACCAAUGUCAAUCUAAAAUACAUUUAAUGAAGUCAUCUAAACAAAACAUUUUUGUAAUGAUUAUAUAGAACUUGAGUCCGUAUAAGUGUCACUGAUCUCUUAUUGGAAUAAGGAGGGAUUUCAGUUUAAAGGAUCACUAUAGGGUCAGGAACAUAAACAGAGGGAAAGCAUUGGAUUGGCUAAAAUCGGCAUGGAGCGUUGGGCCAAAUGCUGUUUUGGCCAAUCAGGACCUCUUCAUAGAUAUGCAUUGAAUCAGUGCAUUGAAUGGCAGGGCUGCUUACUGUGCAGCCCUGAGCCAGGAAGCCCCUCCGUGGCCAUCUAAGGAGUGGCCACUUGGAGGUGUCCCUAGGGGCAAUGUAAACAAUGCCUCUGAAAAGGCAGUGUUUACAUGAAAAUGCCUGAAGGGAGCUAUUAUACUCACCAGAACAACUACAUUAAGCUGUAGUUGUUCUGGUUACUAUAGUGUCCCUUUAAUUUAAAUGUUACAAUCUUUAUAACACUUUUUUUUUUUUUUUCUCCCUCUGCUCUACCUAGAGUUUGAAAUCCUUUAAUUUGCAUGCCUAGCCUAAGAUUAAAAUUGCAAUCCAUUCACAAACCACAGCUUUUCAUUUCAUCCAACCCACCAACUAACCUUUCUAUGUUCUAGGUGGCAUGGCCGGCCUUCAGUCAAUGAUGAGACAAUUUCAGCAAGGAGCUGCUGGUAACAUGAAAGGCAUGAUGGGAUUUAAUAACAUGUGAAGAACACUUUCUAACCUUGCGGAUACUUCAUGCCACCCCUGCCCCACAGCAGGGAGUCUGAACUGCAAAACCUCCUUUGGCAGGAAUGUAGCCUGAUUUCUGGAAGAACUGUCUUGUGAAAUAAAUGCAAAAGGAGACUAAAAUUUGGUUAUUUUAAAAUUGUACCUUAAGUUUACCCUUCACUUUUUAAUAUUCACAUCGUGCAAUUCAAUAUCAUAUAUUAUUAUUUUUUCUCCCUUCUGCUCCUUUUUCUUCUUUAAGGACAUGCUAGCACUAAUGAUCUGCUUUAACUUAUGGAACAAAUUAUAUUGUGAAUGCAAAACUGCACCCAUACCAUGACUAGAAAGGAGACAUUUUGGUUUAAAUGGACUUCCAGCAGUAUUGGCUAUUUACUACUAAUCGGUCUCCUAUAAAAUAAAUUUAUAAAUGGUUGUAAUUUUCUUUUUCUUUUGACACAGUGCUCUUAAGUCAGGAAAAAAAAUAUUUUAAUUUUCAGUACUGUGGAAUACUAUUGCAAUGAUUUAAUAUGAAUCACAUGGAAUGACUGGAAAGUGCAUUCACUCCUCUAAAGGCUAUAAAAGGACUAUCCAUUCUGUCGUAACCGAGGUUGCUCAGGCCAGGUAUUCUGUGAAAAAUUACCUCCUUGAUGGAUUCCUUUCAAAUCAAUCUCUGUAGAGGCUUAUGUAGUUGAAAAAUUUUGAGUAUGUUUGCUUUAUCAAGAGAAAGAAACAACAACUUGAUUUUAUUUAUUUAUGCUAUGCUUGUGAUCUCUCUCUCGUAGGCACUCCUCUAGAUUUUUGCUACAAAAGUUACAUAUAAACUUCUACAAAAUGUCCAUGUUUUACAAAAGUAGGAUCAAUGCAGAAUGUAUAAACCGUUUAACCCCAAAGUUGUGAAGACCGUGUCUAUACACUCUGCCCUUAGAUCUAUACUGAGAGAGCCUUGGACAUCGCUCUUGUGCAGGAUGCAGAUGUUCAUAGUCUUCACAACUUUGGAGUUAAACCAUUCGUAAACUAUUUAACCACUUAAGGUAAGACUGCCUUGUACCAUAACUUCAUUAAAAAUUAAGUUGUGGUGCCCAGAGUGUUAUUUAAAUGCUAAUCCUACAUGUAUCAUGAGAAGCCUAGAAUCCAGUGUUUAUUCUUCAUUAUGUAAAAAUGCUAUAUCAUUUAUACCUGCAAAAGGAUCUGUCACUUCUUUAGAUUUUUAAUAUUAUGUAUAAAUAGCUCUAUAUUUAACAAAUAUGUAUUUGUGAGGUAUGAAAAAUAAAAUGUAAUCCAGAAAUCUACACAAACUGGGUGACUUCAUGUUGGCUCCCUGUCAAUCAAUGUUAUAAGCUCUCUUUUUCACCUAGCUGUAUAUAUACAGAAGGCCUUGCCUUAUCUGAACUCGAUUGUAAUGUUGUUUGUCAAAUAUUUAAUAUGAAUUUAAAAGAAAUCACAGCAUCUCGUGGAAAAAAAGUAAACGCAGGUUAUAGAUGAUUUUCACUGAUCAAUGGUGUAAAUUCUACAGAAGUGACAGUACCCCUUUUCAGUCUCUCCUUCUAUAUAUGUUAUUAAUCUGUGGAUUAAAUCCACUAGGAUCCUGGCUACAGAUCAAAGUGCCAUUACCCAAUGUCUGGUCAGUAAUAUGGAAAAAUUAAUAAAACCGUGUUAUGGUGAUACAUAACCAUAAAGUAGAAAUAUGAAUAAUGUAA